AUGGCGGAUGAGCAUGAUAAAUUGCUGCCAAUCGCAAAUGUGGGUCGAAUCAUGAAACAAAUCCUACCGCCCACAGCCAAGAUCUCCAAAGAAUCGAAAGAGACAAUGCAAGAAUGCGCCUCAGAGUUCAUAAGUUUUGUGACUGGAGAGGCAUCCGAAAAGUGUCACAGGGAGAAUCGCAAGACGGUCAAUGGAGAUGACAUUUGUUGGGCUCUUGCAUCAUUAGGGUUUGAUAACUAUUCCAAUGCGACGGUCAUGUACUUAAAUAAGUUUAGGGAGUUUGAGAGGGAGAGAGCAGCUACGUCGACGUCCUCCAUGGGAGCACCGGCCACAGGACCUUCCAAUUACCAAAUUCAUGAAGUAAAUGUUAAUUAUGAAGCUGCUCCAGGAUCUUCAAAACACCUAUGA
Erigeron canadensis is the source of this 408-nucleotide messenger RNA. RefSeq names its product nuclear transcription factor Y subunit B-5-like. The transcript has a single exon. Bases 1 to 408 code for a protein of 135 amino acids. The record is from RefSeq and is a predicted model, not a curated record. Gene Ontology annotation, biological process: regulation of transcription by RNA polymerase II. Gene Ontology annotation, molecular function: protein heterodimerization activity; RNA polymerase II cis-regulatory region sequence-specific DNA binding; DNA-binding transcription activator activity, RNA polymerase II-specific. Gene Ontology annotation, cellular component: nucleus; CCAAT-binding factor complex. Lineage: Eukaryota; Viridiplantae; Streptophyta; Magnoliopsida; Asterales; Asteraceae.